Messenger RNA from Lobosporangium transversale, 1071 nucleotides. RefSeq names its product anticodon-binding domain-domain-containing protein. Bases 32 to 1045 code for a protein of 337 amino acids. The record is from RefSeq and is a predicted model, not a curated record. Lineage: Eukaryota; Fungi; Mortierellomycota; Mortierellomycetes; Mortierellales; Mortierellaceae. The transcript is spliced from 4 exons.
UUUUUUUUUCUCUGACUUUUUUUUUAUUGUGAUGGAGACUCUUAACAAGAAGACAACCCCGAUCAGCUUUGCUGCUGCUGCUGGCAAGGCACCCUCGCCAGCUCCAGGCUCAUCUGCAGCUCAGACUCAUGCACAGGGGCAAGGACAGGGACAGGGACAGGGGCAGGGACAACAAGGAGCAGGAGCAGGAGCAGGAGCCUCGAAGAAUAGUGGCGCUCCUGGAUCGCAGUUGUCUUCAUCUUCAGCUGCAGCUGGAACAGGAACAGGAGCAGGGACAGGGAUAGGAGCAAAAGCAGACAAGAAUGUGUCUACAUCAGCUUCUUCUGCUGCAUCCAAUCCUAAUUCCUCGGGUAGUCUGGACUGGAUUAUUGGAUUGAAUGUCAAGGUCGUGACACAGGCUGAUGAGACUUUUGAAGGCCAGGUCUACGCCUAUGACACGAUCAUGAACUGCCUUGUACUUCAGAGCCUAUCCAAGUCAACUACCACAACAUCGACCCCUACUUCUACCUAUUACAGUCCAUCGAUUGGAAAUAAUCCUCCCCGACCAAAAUAUGAUUUUAGGAUCUUGAAGAUCAAUUACAUCAAGGACGUCACACCACUCCCUGCAAGCAAAAAUGGUGUCGAAUCGAAUACCACAACACCUAUGGAUGUAUCUUCUGAUAAAGAAACAGGCAAGAACAUCGGCAACAGUACAAAUGGCACUAUCAGUAGUAAUGUUUAUGCAACAGCGUUACCAACAAUCGGCUAUGUACACCUGGAUAAGAUACAGCAACGGGAACAACAGGCAGUUCGUGAAGCACAGGCAGCAGCUGCACGUAUUGGUGUGGGCGUAUCAAGCGCUGGACAGGAUAUUUUCGAUGCUUUAAGCAAGACAUUACCAUGCCGCUGGUCAAAGGAUUCUAUUAUUGUAAUGGAUGAGGUCAUUAUCGAGCCUCCAUAUGAGCCUGACAACUGCAAGGCAAAUGCCUCAGCAUCAUACAUUCUUGCACGCGUUAAGAAAGUGUUGGAAGGAGAAAGGUUGCGUUUGGCGAACGGACGCCGUUAAGAUUGGCGUGUGCUAUGAAAAUAAAC